Messenger RNA from Bombus pascuorum, 2679 nucleotides. RefSeq names its product fatty-acid amide hydrolase 2-A. The record is from RefSeq and is a predicted model, not a curated record. The coding region runs from base 604 to 2214 and encodes 536 amino acids. The transcript is spliced from 7 exons. NCBI's taxonomy places the organism in Eukaryota, Metazoa, Arthropoda, Insecta, Hymenoptera, Apidae.
AAGAAUUUUUCAAAAAGCGCGGUCGAUCAAUUUGGUUUCUAAGUCACAGAAAUAAUCUAUCGCUGGAACGUUCACGGAAAUUCAACCACCGUUACGCGAGUAACUUCGUGACUAUGCUCGGUUAGCCUAUUACAAAUGAACUCAUUUGACGAAUCAUUCCGACUGAUAACACCUCUAAAAGUCAGUUUUCACGUAUUGCUUGUUAACGGAAUGGAAGCGGAAUUGCGUUUACGGCACACGAACGACUUCAAGAAGAAGUUUCAAUGGAAAACGCUUAAGCGUAGCCAACCAGCCUGAAAUGCGGCGCAAGUUGAUUUCCGGCCCGACGGAUACUGUCAAACUCUCAUGGCUUGGUAGCUGAGUAGCCUUGAUGCGUAACACCUCAAUUACAUCAUUAUCGAGUCUGUCAGCGCGCUAAAAUUAUUGCGCCGCCGGCAUUCGUUCACUUUCAACGAAUUUGUUCAAAUGUGCGUCGCGUAUUCGCGUAGGUACGUUUAAUGUUCGUCCCUUAAGGCGUUCGUGUACGCCCGAUUAAUCGAUAAACUGACCGGCGUUUCCCAUAAAAGCGGCAAGCUGACACAGUGAGAUAAUUGCACAAGAUAGAUGUCAACUAAACACAAAGAUCAAGGGAAAAUGCAGCCUAAAGGACAAAUAUUGAAAGCAAUUCAUCGAAUAAUUGAAUUCAUUGGCAAAUGGAUAUAUACCUUCAUUGCAUUCUUGAAGGGUCCUGCAGAGUCUCAACCUCCUAUAAAGGAUCUAACGCUUUUACACAGUGCAACUACUUUAGCAUUAAAAAUUCGAAAUAAGCAGUUAACUUCACAAGAAGUGGUACAAUCAUACAUAGAUAGGAUAAAAGAAAUUCAACCAAUACUAAAUUGUGUAGUGGAAGAUCGCUUUGAAGACGCCCUCAAAGAAGCAAAAUUGUGUGAUGAUCUUUUGAAAUCUGAGAAUGCUCCAUCUCCUCAAGUAUUAGCUGAAGAAAAACCUUUCUUUGGUGUGCCUUUCACAACAAAGGACUGUAUUGCAAUUACUGGAAUGAAACAGACAGCUGGUUUAACACUUCGUAAGAACAUUGUUUCUGAACGUGACGCAGAAGCGGUUAGGUUAAUGAGGACUGCUGGAGCCAUCCCUCUGGCUACAACGAACGUGUCAGAAUUAGCCAUGUGGUGGGAAACUUCUAACUGUUUAUAUGGAACUACAAAAAAUCCUUAUAACACGAGACAUAUUGUCGGAGGUUCCUCCGGCGGUGAAGGUUGUAUACAAGCUGCAGCUGGUUCGCCAUUAGGAAUAGGAUCAGAUAUUGGUGGUUCUAUUCGUAUACCGAGCUACUUCAAUGGACUUUUCGGGCAUAAACCUUCUACUGGAAUGGUUUCGAAUGAUGGCCAAUACCCGAGUGCACAAAGCGAAGACCAAAACAGAUUGUUAUCUAUUGGCCCUAUGUGCAGAUACGCACAAGAUUUACUGCCUGUUUUAAAGAUUCUUGCGAACAAGAACGCAGAUAUGUUGCAUUUGAACGAAAAAGUAGACAUUUCGAAACUUAAGUUUUAUUAUAUGGAAGACGACGGUGGUCAAUACUUCACGUCUCCAGUUGAGUCAGAGAUAAGAGAAGCCAUGAGAAAGGUAGUUCAAUACCUGGAGAAAGCUCAUAAAAUUAAAGCGACUAAAAUCCACAUAAAAAAAAUGAAAAAAAGCAUCGCUCUCUGGAUGGCCAAUAUGAGUUGUAAAGACGAGAAAGAUUUUACUUAUGAAUUGUCGAACAGAGUGGGUCAUAUAAAUUUAUGGUGGGAAUUUUUGAAAUGGACACUGUUCCUGAGUAAUCAUACAUUGAUAGCUCUUCUUACUGCCACGUUUGAAAGAUUUGCCGUGAAGCAUGGAAGCGACAAACACACGAAACUCAUACAAGAAAGUAAAGAACUUUAUCGAGAAUUUCAGGAUAUUUUAGGUGAAGACGGUGUGUUCCUAUACCCAACGCAUCCAACUGCGGCACCAAUGCACUACGAACCGUUGAUUAAACCAUUCAAUUUUUCAUACACUGGAAUUAUUAAUGUUUUGGGCUUACCGGCUACUGCGUGUCCCUUAGGUUUGAACAAACAAGGACUUCCUAUUGGUAUACAGGUUAUUAGUGGCCUACAUCAGGAUCGUUUAACCAUAGCCGUUUGUGAAGAACUAGAACGGGGUUUUGGAGGUUGGGUACCUCCAACUAUUGUAGCUUGAUAUGAUACUUGUCGCUUAGACAAUAAUCCUGUGCGUAAUACGAUGCAUAAAGUUUCUGUUUACCAUGCCCUAUUAUCGUCAUUUUUCGAGAACUAACUUAUACCUGAUUAAUCGAUACUAGCCAAUCACUAAGGUAAAGUACAAACAUUUAUCCAAAACGCAGAUCUUUCAAAUACUUCGAAAAAACUGAGAAAGGACUGAGAAGGAACUGAGACGAAACUGAGAAUUCUUACGAGUAUACAUGAUAUAAUAAAUACUAAAUUUUUUUUAUCGGUUUGUGUAACCGAUUAUAAACUAAGUCUCGCCGAAUACGCAAAAUUGUGCGUAAUAAAUAUAUACUAUAUGAAUAUAUGAGAUGUGCGUAUAUUUAUAUUUAUAAAUUGAUGUUAUAAAAUUCAUUUUUCUAACAAAAAUCAUGUUGAAGGAAGUAAUAACAUUUGUACAUAAGUAAACUACUACACUGUA